UCUAAAUCACACCACGAUAGGCUGCUAACCACUCCCACUCCCCCGCCCUUGACACCCCUGUUUGGAAAGAUACAGAGUUGGCACACUUCAUGAUCUUCACUACACCACUUUUACCUUCCCUGUCAUCAACAACAGCCAUCAAAGUAAGUAGAGGACACAUCACUCCACAGAGAUGGCACAAAGGAAUAAUCAAGAUGUGAACAGAAAAAGAGUGCAUUCCACCUCUGAUGAGGAACAUUCAGAAGCAAAGAGGCAGCUGGCACUUACUGGGAUGUCCGAGGCAGAGAAGAUAAUGAAAGAUGUUGUACGCAAAAUAGAGGAUGGUGCCAAUAAGCCUACUGACUUCCUUUGCUUAAUCACGUCUGUAAUUGAACAAAUGGGAACCAUCCCCAAGAAGACCAAAGUGGGAGUGUUUGGUCGAUCAGGUGACGGGAAGAGCUACCUGAUUAACACCAUCCUGGGAGAGAGAUUGCUGCCCUCUGGAACAGGAAAAGCCUGCACCUCUGUGAUUAUUCAAGUGGAGGCCAAUACACAAGACUCCAACUUCAUAGCGGAGAUCGAAUUCAUCUCUCAAGAGGACUGGAUGGAAGAGCUGAAACACCUCCAUCUCAUUCUUCAUGAGGACCACACUGAAGGGGAUCCCACAGCGCUGGAGAGUGCAAGUGAAAAAAUCAGUGCUGUCUAUGGAGAAGAUGGAACUAAGAAAACCCUAGAGGAACUGGAAUCAGACAAUACCUUAUCAGCACUAAUCCCAGAGUUUCUGUCUUCAACAAAGAAAAUUGAGUCUCAUCAAACAGCCAAUAAUCUUGCGCAAGUAAUCCGUGACUAUGUAAGAUCAGGCCAGCCAAACUCCUCAGGACGAAUCUACUGGCCUCUCGUAAAGUCUGUGACUAUCAAGGUGCCUGGCCACAACGACAUCCUAAAAAACCUGGUAUUGAUUGAUCUCCCAGGAACUGGAGACAUUGAUAUGAGCAGACGAGAGAUGUGGAAAAAGUGCCUGAGAGGGUGUUCCACUGUGUGGAUCAUUAGUGACAUCAAUCGAGCUGUUUCUGAUCAGAGUGCUUGGGAGAUUCUCACUGCCAGCACUGAAGACUUGAUACAUGGUGGUGAAUGCAACAACAUCGCCUACAUCUGCACAAAGACCGAUGCUUCCAUAGACCCAGAAGAAUACAUGAGUGACAACGAUUUGACAGAUGAAGACCUGGGAAUUACAGGAACACAGAGAGCAGACCAUGAGAAGAUGAAGACUCGUGGAUGCAUAUUGCAUAGAAAUGAACUGUCUAAGAAAGGAAUAAGACAUGCUUUUUUGAAACAUAAAGAGAUACAGGAUUAUUUCAGCGAUGAGAACUUUGAGGUUUUUACUGUCAGUUCGAAAGAAUUUCGGAAGGAAAACUUUCUAUCUGAAAAGCACACAGAAGUCCCAGAUCUAAUAGAACAACUAAGGAAACUCAAUGCCAACUUCCCUGAAAAGAGAGAAGAGGACUAUAUUAAGGAAGCUCUGGGGGUUCUGUCCUUGAUCCAGGGCUCAAACUGUGACAGCCACACCAAUGUUGAAUUUUCUAAGAUGAAAGACAAGGCAUGUUCAAGAGUGAAGAAGCAACUGGAAGACCAGCUGGAUAAGUUGAAUCAUUCACUGAAGGACAAGUACAAAUAUCUGGAUCGCCUUCUCUCUCAGGGGGCAAAGGAGGCUGAGCAGAAGUGUCUCCAAAUAGCUGAGAGUGAAGUGAUAAAUCCACACAUUGAAACAGCCCGGGGGUACCAUCGCACCUUGAGAGCUUUGUGUCACAAAGGAGGAGUGACAAAGUCAAAGUCCACUAAGAAAAUCACAGAUCUGAAUGGACGGCUGAUUUCACCAAUGCAUAAUCUGGUGAACAAGGCAUUUGAUGAUCUGUUUGAGAGGAGAAGCUCAAGAAAAUGUAAGUCUGUUGCAGGAAUACUUCAGGACUUCAACUUCACUAGCGGAAUUACUAAUGACUUCAGACCUCCUCUAACUCUGAUUUUGAAUUUUCUUGAGACUCAGCAAAACAAGCUAAAGACAACACUAGAAGAAGACAUCAAACAGAGGAAAAAGGAAAUCUACAACUGCCUCAAAGACACCAUAGAAUUAGAUAUGCGCCCAGUGUACAAAAAGGGGGAAUCUGAAACUGGAACAGGAGCCUUUAAAAGAAUGCAGGAGGUCCUGAGAAAAGGCAUUGAGGAGAACAAGACCUCCAUGUUCGACCAAGCCGCUAUGAAGUCACUGAAAAAUUUUGAUGGCAUGAUGGCUCAUAUUGACAAAACACUAAGGAAAUUAGCAGACACUGCUGAAGAUGCACUCAGCCCAAAGCACAGUGUGCCUCUCCCUGAUAUCACUGAGGAGGUGAACAGAAUGAAAAAGCUUCGCACUUCAAGGCGUGGACGUAUUUAAGACAUUACGUUUCCGAUGACAAAUACUCAUAUAUAGUUCAUCUUAUCUGUGUUAUGUGUUGUCAAGAACUGUGCAUCGGGAAAGAAAUUAAUCUAGUGAAUCUUGAGGCUUGAUUCGGGAAACCUGUUAAUCCAGACUAACAUUGAGAUAUUUUAAUGGUUUUUUUUUUGUGCUUUAAUGCUUUAACAUCUUUUUGACAUGAUUAUCUUCAAGUAGAACACUUCUAAGGGUUUCAUUGUUAUAUUUAAAAAGUGCUUCAUAUACUGUAUAUUAAUUUAGAUAUAUCUUACGACUUAUUUUCUGUAAUCAAUAAUAACACAGUAACACAUUCAUCUUCUCCCAACAGAAAGAAAUCCACCAUAAAUGCAGACGUAACAUAAAUACUAAAGUAAACGCAAAAUAUAAUGUAAUGCAUACAUUUUCAAAGUCACAAAUGUCUCCUUAAGUAAGAGGCAAAUGCUAAAGUAAGACACUAACACUACAAAUUACACAACAGGGACAAAUUGAUUCUACUGCAAAAAACAUGAACAUGAAUGCUAUUGUAACUCUGGGGUAGUAGUGUGCUAGUAGGUCUAACACCUAGGCUCUACUGUAGCGAUUAGAUGCUAAUACAGUAUAAUGUAUGAAUGCUACUGUGACGAUUAGAUGCUAAUGUAUUGUAUGAAUGCUACCAAAACUAGAUGUACCACAUAGCGGUACAAAAUAUGACCGCCGCUCAGUCCUGUACAUCCGUUCCACGAAAAUA
This is a messenger RNA of Alosa sapidissima (American shad), 3152 nucleotides long. RefSeq names its product nuclear GTPase SLIP-GC-like. The record is from RefSeq and is a predicted model, not a curated record. Gene Ontology annotation, molecular function: GTPase activity. Lineage: Eukaryota; Metazoa; Chordata; Actinopteri; Clupeiformes; Clupeidae. The coding region runs from base 173 to 2407 and encodes 744 amino acids. The transcript has 19 exons.